Apiotrichum porosum is the source of this 1317-nucleotide messenger RNA. RefSeq lists its product as uncharacterized. Bases 1 to 1317 code for a protein of 438 amino acids. The record is from RefSeq and is a predicted model, not a curated record. Gene Ontology annotation, molecular function: fumarylacetoacetase activity. Gene Ontology annotation, biological process: L-tyrosine catabolic process; L-phenylalanine catabolic process; homogentisate catabolic process. NCBI's taxonomy places the organism in Eukaryota, Fungi, Basidiomycota, Tremellomycetes, Trichosporonales, Trichosporonaceae. The transcript has 2 exons.
AUGACCAACGCAGCAUCCUCGUCCACCUCGUUCGUGUCCUACGACGCCGAAUGUCCGUUCCCGAUCCAGAACCUGCCCUACGGCGUCUUCUCGACCACGGCCAACCCCAGCCCGCGUCCAGGUGUGGCUAUCGGUGACCUCAUCCUCGACCUUGAUGCGCUCAGCCGCAGCUCGCACUUUGCGUCGUCGCCCAUCCCGGCUGAUGUGUUCCAGCAUGCCAACCUCGACAAGCUCGCCGCCCGCGAGCCGGCCGAGUGGGCCGCGUUCAGGUCCUACCUCACCACCCUCCUCUCCUCAAACUCGCCUCUCAAGGACGCCGCCGACAAGGACACCCUCUUCGUGCCGCGUACGGCGUCGUCUACCCAGAUGCACAUGCCCGUCCGUAUCGGCGACUACACCGACUUUUACGCGUCGUUCGAGCACGCAUACAACGCCGGUGUGCUCAUCCGCGGCAAGGAGAAUGCGAUGCAACCCAACUGGCGUCACCUGCCAGUGGGAUACCACGGUCGCGCGUCCAGCGUCGUCGUGAGUGGCACGCCCAUCCGCCGUCCAGUCGGCCAGAUCCUCGACAAGGUCGGGGACACACAGCCCAUCUGGGCACCUUGCCGCCGGCUCGAUUACGAGCUGGAGAUUGGCUUCAUCUACGGCGGCGCAGCGACCAAGCUCGGCGAGCGGCUCACCCCGACCGAGGCCAGGGAGCACAUCUUUGGCCUGGUGCUCAUGAACGACUGGUCGGCACGCGACAUCCAGACGUGGGAGUAUGUGCCCCUCGGCCCCUUCCUGUCCAAGAACUUUGGCACGACCAUUUCGCCGUGGAUCGUCCAGCCGGCCGCGCUCGACCCGUUCAAGACGGCCAAAUACGUCCAGGAGCCCGCUGUCCUGCCUUACCUCCAGGACGACGAGGGCUUUGGCUUUGACGUCCCGCUCACGCUCGCCGUGCGACCCGAAAACGCAAAGGAGUACUCGCGCAUCGCCACGUCCAACAUGAAGCACAGCUACUGGACGUACGCGCAGAUGAUCGCGCACCACAGCAGCACGGGCGCGCCGAUCAACCCGUCCGACAUGAUGGGUUCUGGCACCCUCUCGGGUCCCGGCGUCGACGGCAACCCCAACGACGACGCGCUGGGAUCCUUGCUCGAGCGCUCGCGUCUCGGCCGCCAGCCAUUCGAGCUGAACGCAGACCGCAAGGACAUGACGUGGCUGCGCGAUGGCGACAGCAUCAAGAUUGAAGGCGUGGUCAAGACCAAGGACGGCUACUCGAUCGGAUUUGGAGAGUGUGAGGGCACUGUCCUGCCUGCAGUCCUUCCUGCUGCUUGA